CUCAGUCGCGUAGUCCUACUUUCCUUUUCCAAAUCCUGUGAGCAGACCGAGAACUUCAAAGAGUCAGAUUGUUUUCAAGCAAGUACGAUGGCUUCUUCUUCUCUAGUAAGGUAUGAUGUUUUUCUUAGCUUUAGAGGUGAGGAUACCCGUGAUGGCUUCACGAGCCACCUGAAUGCAGCUUUGUGCAGGAGAAAGAUUGAAACUUUCAUCGAUUACAAACUUAAAAAAGGAGAUGAGAUUUCACCCUCUCUUUCCUGGGCAAUUGAAGGUUCAAAGAUUUCAAUUAUCGUUUUCUCUCAACGCUAUGCUUCUUCUAGAUGGUGCCUCGAAGAACUUGUAAAUAUCCUCGAUUGCAAGAAAAUGAACGGUCAGAUUGUUAUACCAGUUUUCUAUCGUAUAGAUCCAUCAGAUGUAAGGAAGCAAACGGGGAAUUUCGGAGAUGCAUUUGCUGAUCAUGAAGAACGAUAUAGGGACAGACCAGAGAUGUUGCAGAGAUGGAGAAAUGCAUUGACGGAAGUCGCCAAUCUGUCUGGCUUUGAUUCAAAUGCCAUCAGGCCUGAAUUGAAACUUCCAGAGACAAUUAUUGAACAUAUUUUGAAGAGAUUGAAAGAUAUGUCUUCUUGUGAUAAUAAGAACUUGGUUGGAGUAGCAGUGAAGAUCGAGAAAAUUAAAUCUUUAUUGUUUGAUGGGUCGACUGAAGUAUGCAAGGUAGGAAUCUGGGGUAUGGGUGGUAUAGGCAAGACGACUCUUGCUAUGCAGUCUUCAAUGAAAUAUCACAUGAAUUUGAAGCUUCUUAUUUUAUCCAAAAUGUUAGGGAAGCAUCAAGUAAAAAUCAACUACCCCAUUUGCAAAAAGAACUUUUUUCUGCAAUGUUAGAGGAUGCACACCCCAAUAUAAGGCUCACAUUCACAAAAGAAAGGCUUGGACAAAAAAAGGUUCUUAUUGUUUUUGAUGAUGUGACAAAUUUGAAACAAAUAAAAGAAUUAAUUGGAGAUCUUGAAAACUUGGGUGCUGGUAGUCGAAUCAUUAUAACAACAAAGGAUAAACAAGUGCUUAAAAAUUGUGGAUUGAAUUAUUCUACCAUAUAUGAGGUUGAAGGAUUGUGUAGUGAUGAUUCUUUUCGACUUUUUAAACAACAUGCCUUCAAACAGAACCGGCCAAUUGAUGAAGUUUACCUGAAUCUUUCAGAAAGAGUAAUAACUUAUACAAAAGGUUUGCCAUUAGCUCUUGAAGUCCUAGGAUGCUUUCUACUUGAUAAAGAAAAACUUGAAUGGGAAAGUGCACUGGAUGAAUUAAAAAAAUCUCCGAAUGAGGUUAUCCAAACAGUGCUUAAGAUAAGUUAUGAUGGAUUAUCUGAUAAAGAGAAGACUUUAUUUUUAGAUAUUGCAUGCUUCUUUACAGGAUGGGAUAAA
This is a messenger RNA of Mangifera indica (mango), 1412 nucleotides long. RefSeq names its product toll/interleukin-1 receptor-like protein. The coding region runs from base 88 to 876 and encodes 262 amino acids. NCBI's taxonomy places the organism in Eukaryota, Viridiplantae, Streptophyta, Magnoliopsida, Sapindales, Anacardiaceae. The record is from RefSeq and is a predicted model, not a curated record. The transcript has 2 exons. Gene Ontology annotation, biological process: defense response; signal transduction.